AGUACACUGAAUCACUCUCGUUCUCGUUCUCGCUCUUUCUUUCUCUUCGCCUUCGAAAAACGAAACCGGUGUGUGAUACUGAUUGUGGAUCACGGAACCCCCUUACGCUUCUCUCUCCGUCGCUGCGAUUGGUGGCUCCGUCGUUUGCAUUAUUCCAAACCCUAACAUCUGACAGCUUCGCAUUUUCAAAUUCAAUCAAAUUCUGUUCUGAUCAAGCUCCCACAGAUUAGUGAGACAGGGGCUGUGGGUAACGAUGAAUUUGCAACAAGUUGGGCUGCCCAAAUCAUCUAAUGGAUAUGGCCGUUGGAAAUCUGAAAAAGAAGGGGCAACUAAGUCUGAUAAUAAGGUCCUCUCUGGAAAAUCAAAUGCCAGCAGAUUAACAACUACAGGUGCACCGACUAGAACUAAAGGUGAUAGUUAUGAGAGUUCUUCAUGUGAUCGACUGGUAUAUGUAACAACAUGUCUUAUUGGGCACCAGGUGGAAGUCCAGGUGAAAAAUGGAUGCAUAUACUCUGGGAUAUUUCAUGCUACAAAUACUGACAAAGAUUUUGGAAUCAUUUUAAAAAUGGCUUGCUUGACAAAGGAUGGAUCUUUGCAAGGGCAGAGUUCGGGUGUAGAAUUUGUCAGCAAAGCUCCUUCUAAGACUUUAAUUAUACCUGCUAAAGAACUUGUACAAGUCAUAGCGAAGGAUAUUGCUGUUUCUAGAGAUGACCUACCUAGCGAAUCUCACUAUGUAAUGCAUCAGGAGAUCAUGGUUGAUUCAGUGAUAUCUCAAUCUCGUCAUGUUGAGACAGGGAGAGAAUUACAACCAUGGAUACCUGAUCAAGAUGGUCCAGAAUGCCCUGAACUGGAAAAUAUCUUUGAUGACCCUUGGAAUAGGGGAUGGGAUCAGUUUGAAACAAAUGAAAUGUUGUUUGGUGUAAAAAGCACAUUCAAUGAGGAACUCUAUACAACGAAGCUUGAAAAAGGACCUCAGAUGAGAGAAUUGGAAAAACAAGCUUUAAGAAUAGCAAGAGAAAUUGAGGGUGAGGAAACCCAAGAUCUUCAUCUAGCAGAGGAAAGAGGCCUUCACCGUGAUAACAUUGAUAUUGAUGAAGAGACAAGAUUCUCUUCAGUGUAUAGGGGUAAAGGUGUUGAUGACAGUGGUUAUGAUGAAAAUGAGGACAAGGUGCUUGAUUCACACAAUUCUGAAACGUUUGGUGGUAUUUCUGGUUUGGUUACUAAGAGACCGGGUAAAAUAAGUGCUGGAAAAGGCAAUGAUGGAGCUCAAACAUGGUCAAAUUUCUCCUCUGCGGAUCACUCUCAGUCAUAUCACUCAAGUACUGGUGUGGAUUUAUGUCGCUUUGGUUCUAAUGAUCAUGCUAAGCAGUUAGCGUCUGAGCUCCCUGCCCAAAGUUUCUCAUUUUUGGAUGGGCAAAGCAGGAUUCAGGAGAACUUGGUUAAUGAUCUACAUGGAGCCAAUGAUAAUACCACGGAAGAAAAUCAGAUGCAAGCUGAGGAUGUCCAGCUGUUAAAAUCUGAGGAUUUACAAUCAUCACUUGACUUGAAGAAAGUUGGCUCUGAUAAAAGGGGAUUAUCUCCAAAUGUCACCUAUACUCCUUCUACUCAUUUUUUAUCAAAGACUCAUGAAAAAACAGGGUCUCAUGGGGAGUUGACUGGGGUUUCAGCAUCUGGCAAAGUUAAUGUGGAAACAAAGUCUGUAAAUUCCCGUGGAAAACUAGCUAGUUGUACAUCAUCUGGUUCUGAUUGUGUGGGAGGUGUGGCAGCAUCCUCUGGUCCUGGUCUAUCACCAAGUUCUUCAGUUGGUUCACUGUCUUCCGAAAAAUCAACUCUAAAUCCCAAUGCGAAGGAAUUCAAGCUCAACCCUAAUGCGAAGAGUUUUAUUCCAUCUCAAACACCUGUUAGACCUCGCUCCCCAGUGUCUGAUGGUUCCUUCUAUUUCCCAGCUAAUGUAUCCUCUAUAUCAAAUAUGCCAGCCAUGCCCAUGGGUAUUGGAGUUGGAACUACUUUUUCCGGGCCACAACCUAUUAUAUAUAAUCCACAGGUUGCACAAAUGUCAUCCCAAUCAUAUUUUCCUCCAAAUGGACCACAGUAUGGACAUCUUCUUGGUCAUCCUAGGCAAGUUUUGUACAUGCCGAAUUACCUACCUGAGACGCCAUAUAAGGGACGGGAUUAUUGACCACUCGAUUGACUGCAGUCUUGGCAAGUUCGCUCCUUACCUGAAAAGAAUAAACUCAGUGGAUGGCCUAAAGAGUUUCAAAUGAAGAGGAUAUCUGCAGCUUAUGGGAGGAUUUUCAUACAAGUUUGAUAAUUUACAAAGCUGGCUCAUUCUAGGAUAUAAAAGUUAAUGAUCUUGUAUUCACCCAUGCAUCUUUUGGAAUUUUCGAGCUUUUGGUUAUGUAGUAGUAACUUAACUCAUUCACCUUUUUUUCUCCUUAGUAUUAUUAUGAUGCAACAUUCACUUUAAUUUGUGUCUUCCCUAGUUAAAUUACUACCAAUUAUUUUGACCUAUGUCCACAGCUAGUGAAGUUGCUGUCAUAUCAGUUA
Molecule: messenger RNA, 2547 nt
Organism: Gastrolobium bilobum
Lineage: Eukaryota; Viridiplantae; Streptophyta; Magnoliopsida; Fabales; Fabaceae
Product: polyadenylate-binding protein-interacting protein 3-like
Exons: 15
Coding region: 254-2179 (641 amino acids)
Biological process (GO): cytoplasmic stress granule assembly
Cellular component (GO): cytoplasmic stress granule
Molecular function (GO): RNA binding
Source: RefSeq, a predicted model, not a curated record